Lotus japonicus is the source of this 1342-nucleotide messenger RNA. RefSeq lists its product as uncharacterized. Lineage: Eukaryota; Viridiplantae; Streptophyta; Magnoliopsida; Fabales; Fabaceae. The transcript is spliced from 3 exons. The record is from RefSeq and is a predicted model, not a curated record. The coding region runs from base 11 to 1225 and encodes 404 amino acids.
UCACAUUUUCAUGUUCCCAUUUUACACAAAUAUUAGAGGAUUUGUGUCAAACAAAUGCCUGCAGCUCAUCGACGAUGAACAUAUAAGAAUGAAGUCCUACGGCGGAUGCGAUUGCUUGUUGAGAGAGACUCAUGGACUACCUUGCGGUUGUGAACUUGCAGGUUAUGAAAGAAUUCCAUAUGAGUCAAUUCAUCCAUUCUGGAAGAGACUGAGUUGGGAGCAUGUACCUGAACCUGUUGCAGAUACUAUCAGCAACCAUAUUUGCGGCAUGAACCAUGGAGAUAUGCAACCAGAAGUUGAGGCAUUGACACAUUAUUUCAGUUCUUUGGAUACUGGAGGGCAGAGUAUGGUAAGGAGGAAGCUUCAAGCUAUCUAUUGUCCUGAAAGCAGUUCACUUUGUACUCCUGAGGUUCAGAUAAGGUCCAAGCGCACUCUUAAGGCGAACGAAAGAAAACCACCCAAGGUUAAAGCAAUAGGAUCCUUGACUCGUGAUCCUUCAGGUUUUGAGCAUGUUGAUAGGGAGAUCAAAGAGGCAAAGAAGGCUUCGCAACCACCAAAGAAGAAGAAGCGUGUGAAGAAGUCUGAUACAAGUUAUUUCAUGGGUCAUUUUCCAUCCUUUUUCCACCCAUAUAUACACACAGUUCAGAAUGUUGAGGACGAUGGUAACUGUGGCUAUAGAGCCAUUGCUGCAUUACUGGGACUACCAUCAGGUGAGGAAGGUUGGCCAUGUGUUAGGGAAGCGUUGAUAGACGAACUUGAACGACACAGAGGAUUGUAUGAUGAAAUGUGGUCCAGACAUGUGGUUAAUGCCUUACAUUCUCGACUCACUCUUCUUCCUGGUCAUCCGGCUACCGAGGAUAAAUGGAUGCAACUGCCAGAGAUGGGAUACCUUGUAGCAACCAGGUUCCAAGUGGUUUUCAUAUCCAUCUCUUCUCAGGGUUGUUGGUCAUACCUUCCACUAAGAGGAGAAGGUCCACCUCCUGUACAUCGUGUUAUAGCUGUUGGUCAUGUGAUAAAUCACUUUGUACAGCUCCAUCUAACUCCUGGACAUUCUAUGCCGCCAAUUGCUCUCCAGUGGGAACGGUAUGUUGAUCCUAUAUCAGUAAGCUGGUGCGUCCCAUAUGUUACACGUUUACACAGGUUCACAUCAGAAUUAGAAGCUUGGUUUGUUACUUUUGGUGUUCCUCUUAGUCACCAAAGCUAUGUAGACAUCACCACAGACUGACGCCACACUUUGUGUAAUAUUCAUUUGUAAACGCUCUGUAAUAUUAAUCUGAUGGGCCUUGCCCUUAUGUUGUUCAUUGCUGCUUUUAAUAAUAGUAAUUUGAUGGUCAUUGGUAUA